This is a messenger RNA of Plasmodium reichenowi, 2025 nucleotides long. Its product is annotated as phosphatidylglycerophosphate synthase. The transcript has a single exon. Lineage: Eukaryota; Apicomplexa; Aconoidasida; Haemosporida; Plasmodiidae. The coding region runs from base 1 to 2025 and encodes 674 amino acids. Gene Ontology annotation, molecular function: CDP-diacylglycerol-glycerol-3-phosphate 3-phosphatidyltransferase activity. The record is from RefSeq and is a predicted model, not a curated record. Gene Ontology annotation, cellular component: mitochondrion. Gene Ontology annotation, biological process: cardiolipin biosynthetic process.
AUGGCUCUGAAGUUUGUCAUUCAUGAACCUAAAGCUAAACUAUUAUUUACUCCUAAAGAAUUUUUUAAUACCUUAAAUGAUAUGUUUAAGAACUCACAAAAUCGUAUUGUGAUUAGCUGUUUAUAUAUGGGAAUAGGAGAAUUAGAAAAAGAAUUAAUAGAUAGUAUAAAAAAAAAUGUGAAUAUAAAAGAUUUAAAAGUUGAUAUAUUAUUAGAUAGACAAAGAGGUACAAGACCAGAAGGGAAAUUUAAUGAAAGUUCAGUUAGUAUUUUAUCAGAGCUUUUUAAAUGUUCAGAUAAUAUUAAUAUUAGCUUAUUUCAUAAUCCUUUAUUAGGUCCUAUACUUUAUAAUAUCUUACCUCCUAGAGCCAAUGAAGCUAUAGGUGUAAUGCAUAUGAAAAUUUAUAUUGGGGAUAAUAUUCUUGUGUUAUCAGGAGCCAAUUUAAGUGAUAGCUAUUUACGAAAUAGACAAGAUAGAUAUUUUGUUAUUGAAAAUAAAUUCUUAGCUGAUUCUAUUCAUAAUAUAAUUAAUACCAUACAAGGUAUGUCAUUUACUCUAAAUCGAGAUUUAACCAUAAAGUGGGAAAAUGAUUUAAUGAACCCACUUAUAGAUGCAUACGUGUUUCGUGAACAAUAUUAUAGAAGAAUACGUUUUAUGUUACAAGGAAUUCAAAAGCAUAUUUCACAAUAUAAUAAAAAUUAUUCAUAUAAUAAUUAUUAUAAAAAUAUUAAAAAUUAUCCAAUAAAUGAUAACAUAUAUAUUUAUAAUAAUCAAAAUAACAAUAAAUAUAGUUAUACAUCAAACGAAUUUAGCAUGUUAAAUUCUUUUAGUACAGAUAUAUUCGAUAAAGAUACAUAUAAUAAUAAAAACCAAAAAAAUAAUCAUAAAAAAGAAAAUAUGGAAACACAUACUUUGUUAGAUACAAAUGAUGCAACAUAUGAUUCAACAAUUAAUCUUCUACAUAAUAAUCAAAAUGAAAAGCAAACAAAUAAUUUAUUUACAUAUCUAAAUGAAAAAGAUGAAUUCUUUUAUCCAUUAUUUGAAAAAAAUAAAAGCAUUUUAGUACUUGAACUUUCCUUGCAGUGUGGAUUUUCCAUACCUCCAAUAUAUGAUGAAACAGAUAUGUUAGAAAACUUAUUAAAAAAUAUCGAAAAAUAUGAUCAAAGCUUAGUUAUUUCUUCGGGAUAUUUAAACUUCCCAAUGAAUUUCCUUAAAUUAAUUAGAAAUAUAUAUAUCAACGUUAUGCAAAAAAAAAAUGGUAUAUUACAAUUAAUCACAGCGUCACCAUGCGCUAAUAGUUUUUAUAAAUCUAAAGGGAUAUCUUAUUAUAUACCAAGUUCAUAUUCAGCUAUGGCUAAUGUGUGUAUUGAAUAUAUUACCAAAAAUUUAACCAAUUUUCUAAAAAAAGUAAAUGGACAAAAUGUUUCUGAACAAAAUAAUAUUUCAAAUCAAAAAAUAUAUAUUGAAUAUUACAAACCUUCAUGGACAUUUCAUUCGAAAGGUAUAUGGAUAAUGGACAAUAUGAAAAGUAUGAAAAAUGUAAGUAAUGAUAAUAAUAAUAAUAAUAAUAAUAUCAAUAAUAAUAAUAUUAAUAAUAAUAAUAAUAAAUUUCAUUCAUCUAAAAAAUAUGAACAAAAUGUUAAUAACUCACCAAAUGUAAAAAUUAACCUGAACAAGUCAGGAUAUUUUAACAAUGAAAAUUUUGAUAAGAAUAUUGAUGAAGAGAAUGAGAAUAUAUUGAAAUAUGAAGAUAGAAAUGAUAUAAAUGAAGAUAAUGAUUAUUACGAUAAUUUACCAUGGUGUACAGUGAUUGGAAGUUCUAAUUAUGGAUAUAGAGCAAAAUAUAGAGAUUUGGAGAUGAGUUUUAUAAUAAAAACAAAUGAUUAUAAUUUGAGGUGUCAGUUAAAGAAAGAAUUAAAUAUAAUAUAUGAGUCAUCCCAUUUUGUACAACUGGAUGAAUUGAAAUUACGAUAUGCUUUUUGGUUAAAAUUUUUAGUGAAAUAUAUAUUCAAAUGGCUUUUAUAA